Cicer arietinum (chickpea) is the source of this 1951-nucleotide messenger RNA. RefSeq lists its product as uncharacterized. Lineage: Eukaryota; Viridiplantae; Streptophyta; Magnoliopsida; Fabales; Fabaceae. The record is from RefSeq and is a predicted model, not a curated record.
UGACAUGUCAUACGUUAUGUAAACGUUAACCAUCGGUAAAUCAACAAAAGGAAUUUAGAAAAGUAUAAGGAUUUGCAGAUGAAUUAAAUCUUAAAAUUACAUCCUAAGCAUUUGUGUUUGGAGAAAUUUGCAUGUUUGAAAAGAUAAGACGGAAGAGGGUGGUGGGUGUUCUGGUCCGACCAAAGGUAAAAGUUAAACAUAUACAACACACUGGAAUUCAAAGAUGAACGUGUUAACCCCCAACUUGGUACAACAACUCUCACUCUCAUUCUCUAAAUCUUUGUCAUGUUUUGAAUGGCAGAACAAGAACAAGAAUGUGUUGUCCCUCACAGUCACAGUGGCAGAACCACCUCGUUCUUCAACUUUGAUCCGAAUGGGUGGAGGGCCAAGGACUUUCCCUGGUGGGGUGUCCAAGUGGCAGUGGAAGCGUAUGCAGGCCAAGAAGGCCAAGCAGCUUCUGAAGGCGCGGCUGUGCCGUGAGCGACAGAUAUAUGAAAUGAGGAAGAGAGCUGAGCUUAAGGCUGCUGUGUCUGACCUGGAGAGGCCUUGGGAGGUGGUGGAGAAACCCCCCAAACUGUUCUCUGUCAGGGCCGAUGAGCAGCUCAAGGUUUUGGCUGAUAGGUUUCAGAAGCCUGGUGGUUUUGACCUUUGGACUGAAAAUGAUGGACCUCAACUGUUUCAAACACCUGAUGAGUUGCCUUCUGCAAGGUUCUUUCCUAAAGGGGUUGUUCAUAGUAUCAAGCCUUAUAUGAAGGUUACUGGUGAUGAUUUGGUGGAGGGACCAAAUGUUUUGGAAGAGGAUGGCGAUGAAGAGCGUUGGUCAGAGGAUGUUGGUGAUGGUGAGGGUGGUUCUUCUCCUUUGAACUAUGGGAGGAAUGGAGUGAAUGUCAGCGGGCGAUUGAGAAAGAAUGUGAAUGGAAGGAGGUAUUUGUCAGAGGAUGUUGAUCGGUCCCAUGGUGAGCGUUCUUCUCAUUUGCAUUCUGGGAGGAAUGAAUUGAAUGUUCAUGGUGUAUUGAGAAAGAAUGGGAAUGGAAAGAGACAUUCAUUACUGGAUGUUGAUCGAUCAAACGAUAAAAAUCAUUAUUCUUCUUUGAAUUCUGGGAAGAAUGGAUUGAAUGUUAAUGAUAGAAUGAGGAAUAAUGUGAAUAGAAGGAGGUAUUCUUUAGGGGAUGUUGAUCAGUUGGAUGAUGAAGAAAAUUAUUCUUCUUUGAACUCUGGGAGGAAUGGAUUGAAUGUUGAUGAUAGAAUGAGGAAGAGUGGGAAUGGAAAGAAGUUUUUUCCCAAGGGUGUUGAUGGGUCGGAUGAUGGAGAGCGUUCUUCUCCUUUGUAUGGGAGGAAUGGAGUGAAUUUUGAUGGCAAAGGCGGGAAUAAAAGGAGUGCAAGGAGUAUUCCAUCUAAGGAUGGUGAUAGGUCUAAUGGGUCUGGUGAUAUCAGAUUGAGGAGGAAGGAGAGUGGACAGAGGUUUAUGUCAAAGGAUGUUAAUGGAUCUAGUGAUAUAAGAUUGAGGAAGAAGGAAAAUGAACGGAGGUUUAUGUUAAAGGAUGUUAAUGGGUCUAAUAGGAUGCAUGAAGGAAGAGAUGGUUCUGGCAGAACACAGAGAGGGAGUAAUUCCAUUGCAGGCAGAAGGUAUGGAAAAUAUACUCAAAGGACUUCAAACAACGCUUCACCAAGGGUUAGAGAUGCUGAUUCUGAAGUUUAUGAUAUGGGUUUGCAACAAGAUGGAAGUUAUCAAUUUCUACAGAGUGAGAAAUCUGACUCUACAAGUUGGUAAAACUGUGGACUCUUAGUCAAAGGGUUUUUCUUAGUCAUCAAUGAAUUUUGAUGUUCGUAAAGGGUUUUCUUGAGGAAGAUGACUGAUGCUUUGUCACACUUUCGCAGGCCUUGUAAUAGUAUAUUUUGUAUAUAAUGCAUUUGAUCUUGAAUGAAAACGUUGAAUUUUUCUCCAAGAAAA